UGACACACAUCCAUGCCAUGUUUGUUGAUGGUGACCUUCUUCAUUUCGAACAGUUGUGCUAUUUUCUUCUCACACGUAUGAAGGCAUUUAUUAUAUAGCCGUUUCCAGGGUUGCAAAUAUGAUCGUGGCUUUAAAUGCAAUUGGCCAGCCGUGCAAGAGUUUAUUUAGGUGUCUUCAGGCUGUUGUCACCCACAGGUGUUUGCAAGCCACAUCCACAUUUCACACCACAGUCUUUCAGUCAGACUCCAACAGAACCUGUGUGGUCCGCUUUGGGAGGCAGAAGUAUGAGAGGAUGUAUCCAGUUCUGUUAGUGAGACCUGACGGGUCCACCAUCAACAUCAGAUAUAAAGAGCCCAAAAGAAUAAUGAAGAUGCCCGUGGACAUCACCACCCUCUCUGAGGAGGAGAGGAAAAUCAGGAUGCGGAAAAGGGGACCGAAGAGAGCAGCUACACAGAAAUUGGAGGAUUUUGAGGAUGAUUUCAAAGUUGAUGAUUACAGCAAAUUCUGGAAGAAGAAAUGAAUGGACUGAUGCAGUUGAAUGUCACAUUGAGUAUUUAAUGAUGUCUCGCAUGUACAAAAUUACUGUUUUGUUUUUAUAAGUCACUCUGCAAUUAAAAAAAUCUUGCAAUA
Molecule: messenger RNA, 630 nt
Organism: Rhinichthys klamathensis goyatoka
Lineage: Eukaryota; Metazoa; Chordata; Actinopteri; Cypriniformes; Leuciscidae
Gene: mrpl55
Product: mitochondrial ribosomal protein L55
Exons: 3
Coding region: 119-520 (133 amino acids)
Biological process (GO): translation
Cellular component (GO): mitochondrial large ribosomal subunit
Molecular function (GO): structural constituent of ribosome
Source: RefSeq, a predicted model, not a curated record